ACCAUGGCGUGGGUACCUGCAGAGUCUGCAGUGGAAGAGUUGAUGCCCCGGCUCUUGCCAGUGGAGCCCUGCGACUUGACAGAAAGUUUCGAUCCCAGCGUACCUCCGAGAACUCCCCAGGAAUACCUGAGGCGGGUCCAGAUCGAAGCAGCUCAAUGUCCAGAUGUUGUGGUAGCUCAAAUUGACCCAAAGAAGUUGAAAAGGAAGCAAAGUGUGAAUGUUUCUCUUUCAGGUUGCCAACCUGCCCCUGAGGGAUAUUCCCCCACUCUUCAGUGGCAGCAGCAACAAGUGGCACAUUUUUCAGCUAUCCGGCAGAGUGUGAACAGACAUAGAAGUCACUGGAAAUCACAACAAUUGGAUAGUAAUGUGACCAUGCCAAAAUCUGAAGAUGAAGAAGGCUGGAAAAAAUUUUGUCUUGGUGAAAGGUUAUAUGCUGAAGGGGCUGUUGGACCAGCUACAAGUGAAAGUCCUGGAAUCGAUUAUGUACAAAUUGGUUUUCCUCCCUUGCUUAGUAUUGUUAGCAGAAUGAAUCAGGCAACAGUAACUAGUGUCUUGGAAUAUCUGGGUAACUGGUUUGGAGAAAGAGACUUUACUCCAGAAUUGGUAGUACUGCAUCUUCUUUUUAUAAUGCAGACAAAAUUGUAUAUAGUUAUAUGUAAGGUACAGCUCUAACUUAUUUGUAUAUGUAUGUAUGUAUUAUAUGUUACAACUAUAUGUAUAAUGCAAACAGUGGCUGUUUACAGUAGAAAAGAAAUAACGCUAGAAUGUAAAUCAACAUACUACUUCCUUCAUUGAAAUAGUCUUGCUUUGGGAAAAAAAGUCAAUUAAAUAGUUGAUUUAUAUCCUGGGAGAAGCUGCUUAUCUUGUCACAAAUCAGUAACAAACAGAAUGGCUACCAGUCUGCAGACCCCAUUUCAAAUAGCAUUGGCCUAAAGAACUUUGAAAUGCAUUUUCUAAAAUGGCUUUGAAAUCCAGUUUA
Molecule: messenger RNA, 979 nt
Organism: Hippopotamus amphibius kiboko
Lineage: Eukaryota; Metazoa; Chordata; Mammalia; Artiodactyla; Hippopotamidae
Product: gem-associated protein 2-like
Exons: 1
Coding region: 4-672 (222 amino acids)
Biological process (GO): spliceosomal complex assembly; spliceosomal snRNP assembly
Cellular component (GO): spliceosomal complex; SMN complex; nucleus
Source: RefSeq, a predicted model, not a curated record